UUUGUGUAUUUUGUGACCCGCAGCACUAACACUAACCCCCUUAUUGUGAAUCUAGAGUGGAAAGCCUUGAUCCAUCCUGAGCUCAAGUUUCUCUCACUAACAUCAUCAACAUGAAGAACUUUGGGCUCAUUGAGUCCACAAGAGUCUCAGUUUUACACUCAGACCCCAUUUUUUACACAGAGCUGAGAGGAGAGGACAGGAGAGGCUGGAAACAUGACAAUACUUCAAUAUGUACAAUAUGUGGAUAAAAACUGGUUUUAGUCAUUUUACGUCUUUUUUUGGUCAUUUUACAAUGUUUUUGGUCAUUUUGUGUUGUUUGUUGUAACAUUCAGGACACGUGUGGGCACUUGGAAAGGUGUUUAUAUAUAAAUUCAGUUUCAUUAGUUAUUUAAAAAUCACUUAUCAGAGAAAUGUCACUGUUUUUUUCUGAUUUCUGUCAUUCUAACUGAUUGUGCUGAUUCCACAGAGCUGCAGGACUUAUAGAUUUAUGUAGAUUGUAUAUAUUGCAGUGAGAAACUAGGCUUGACGUGGCUCAUUGUGGCUCAGAGGGUUAAGAAGCUUCAGAAAAGGAAACUUGAUGUUCAGACCCCAUUUAUGCAGCUCACAGACUGUUUAGGACCCCAGGAUGCACAAAGAGGACACAACAACACAUUUACUGCAGGUUACAGCAUGUCAGUGAAGAGACUCUUUGGGAAACACAGAACAGAGAUCUGCAGCUCAGUUAUUCACCAGUUUGGAAUGAGGCUCAACCUGAUCAACUGUUGUGUUAAAGCUCCGCCCCUCAGCUGACUCACCUGAGACAAACCAGGUAACAGGCUGUUAUUCUGACUCACUGAGACAACGACACACACUCUCUGAGAGACGGACGAUAAGAUUCAGCUUCAGACUAAAACCUCCACUUUGACUGAAAGAGGACGACUUCAGGAGAUUACUGGGAAUACUGGAACAGCUCCACUUCACCAGCUGCUGAAUCCACAAACUGAACGACAGUUUUACAGGAAAGUAAAGUAACUUUGAGAGAACAGGAAGUGGCUGAGCUGUUUGUCUGCUGUGUUUUCAGCUUCACUCAGAGACUAAAUGGCUUCCAGAUUAGAGGACAAUCUCUGCUGUUCUGUCUGCCACGACAUCUUUAAAGAUCCUGUCGUCCUGUCAUGCAGCCACAGCUUCUGUAGAGACUGUCUGCAGAGGUGGUGGAGAGAGAAACCAACCAGAGAGUGUCCGGUCUGUAAGAGAAGAUCUUCAAAGAGUCAUCCACCUUGUAACCUGGCGUUAAAGAAGCUGUGUGAGAGUUUCUUACUGGAGAGAGAUCAGAGAGCUUCAGAGGCUCUCUGCAGUCUGCACUCUGAGAAACUCAAACUCUUCUGUCUGGACCAUCAGCAGCCAGUGUGUCUCGUCUGCAGAGACUCAGAAAAACACACCAACCACAGAUUCAAAUCCAUUGAUGAAGCUGCACAACAACACAAGAAGGAACUUCAGGAAACUCUGGAGCCUUUAAAGAAGAAGUUAAAGGUUUUUAAAGAAGUCAAAGUGAAGUUUGAUCGAACAGCAGAACACAUUCAGGACCAGGCCCGAUGCACAGAGACGCAGAUUAAGGAGCAGUUUAAGAAGCUUCACCAGUUUCUAGAAGAGGAAGAGGAGGCCAGGAUGGCUGCACUGAGGGAGGAAGAGGAGCAGAAGAGUCAGAUGAUGAAGGAGAAGAUGGAGGCUCUGAGCAGAGAGAUAGCAGCUCUUUCAGACACAGUCAGAGCCACAGAGGACGAGCUGAGAGCUGAACACGUCUCAUUCCUGCACAACUACAAGGCUGCAGUGGAAAGAGUCCAGCAGCGCCCCCUGCUGGAGGAUCCACAGCUGCCCUCAGGAGCUCUGAUAGACCAGGCCAAACACCUGGGCAACCUGGCCUUCAACAUCUGGAACAAGAUGAAGGACAUGGUCUCCUACAGGCCUGUUGUUCUGGACCCAAACACUGCUGGUUCAUUCCUCAUCCUGUCUGAAGAUCUGACCAGUCUGAGAAGAGGAGAAGAGUUCCAGCUGCUUCCUGAUAAUCCAGAGAGGAUUGAUGAUUCCUGCUCUGUUCUGGGCUCUGAGGGCUUUAACUCAGGGACUCACAGCUGGGAGGUCCAGGUUGGAGACAAUAUAGAGUGGUGUCUGGGUGUGUUAGCAGAGUCUGUCCAGAGGAGAGGAGGCAUAGAGUCUGGAUUAUGGAGAAUAGGGUUCUUUAUAGAUAAAUACUUCUCAUAUUCACCAUCAGAUAGAGGAACUGAUCUCGUAGUGCAGAAGAAGUCUCAGAGGAUCAGAGUGAAUCUGGACUGGAACAGAGGAACGCUGUCGUUCUCUGAUGCUGACACUAACACACACAUACACACCUUCACACACACUUUCACUGAGAGGAUGUUUCCAUGUUUUUCCAAUUAUGAUGAUCCCCCACUGCAGGUUUUACCAGUGAAGGUCUCUGUGUCUGCAGGACAACAGGAAUAGACGAUCAGCAUCGUCUGAAGUCUUUGAGGAACAUGUGACCAUGUUGUCCUCCUCAUGUUUGUUUCUCCUCAGAUCAAAGAGCUGUCAAUCACUCUGUGACUGGCAGGCGUCUCUGUGGUUUCCUGUUUGUUUAUUGAUCAAAUCUGUAUAGUGAAUUCUCUGUAAAACUUUAUCUUCAUUGAAUGUUUUUUUGUUUGUUUUAUUGGUGUUCAAGAGUGAAAAAUACUGUCAAAUAACAAAAAAGUUAUUUUACUGAUAAUUCAUUUUAAAAACACAGAUAAUAAACAGUUCAUAUCUGUAUUUAAAAUAUAUAAUUCUGUAGAAUAACUAAAGUGUUUUUACUUUAAUUCGACAGUGACUGUUACAGUUUUUUACGAUUUCUUUAAAAUAUAUAUAUAUAUUUGCAAGUUUAACUGUAAGAAAACAGAAAGUUUCAUUUAUUUUACAUUCAGCAAUAUGAUGUGUAUUUUGUAUUUUUACAUAGACUUUACAUUCAUUUGACAAUCAAGACCAUUAAGCUUUUGAAGAAUACU
This is a messenger RNA of Centropristis striata (black sea bass), 3008 nucleotides long. RefSeq names its product E3 ubiquitin-protein ligase TRIM35-like. Lineage: Eukaryota; Metazoa; Chordata; Actinopteri; Perciformes; Serranidae. Gene Ontology annotation, molecular function: zinc ion binding; protein binding. The coding region runs from base 1078 to 2475 and encodes 465 amino acids. The record is from RefSeq and is a predicted model, not a curated record. The transcript has a single exon.